This is a messenger RNA of Pochonia chlamydosporia 170, 3501 nucleotides long. Its product is annotated as carbamoyl-phosphate synthase, mitochondrial precursor. The coding region runs from base 1 to 3501 and encodes 1166 amino acids. The transcript has 4 exons. Gene Ontology annotation, molecular function: dihydroorotase activity; aspartate carbamoyltransferase activity; metal ion binding. The record is from RefSeq and is a predicted model, not a curated record. Gene Ontology annotation, biological process: L-citrulline biosynthetic process; UTP biosynthetic process; 'de novo' pyrimidine nucleobase biosynthetic process. Gene Ontology annotation, cellular component: cytoplasm; cytosol. Lineage: Eukaryota; Fungi; Ascomycota; Sordariomycetes; Hypocreales; Clavicipitaceae.
AUGCCUUCUGUCCUGGCUGGCCGUGCUCCGGUCCUCCUCCGAGCUGGUCGUCGCAUUCCUCGAUCUUUUCCUGCUCCCGCCAGGUCUCUCACCACCGCCUCGCUCAAGUCUCCUGGACGUGCUUUGCUUCAGGCCAAGCAGCACCCAAAGAGAAUCGGCACAAUUUCAAUUGUCCGCAAUUACAGCGCUUCUCCCGCCGAAACCGCACCCAACCCCAAGGCUUACAUCGACAGCGGUGUCAUCAAGCAAGUCCAAAAUGUGGAUGUGAAGAAGGUCCUGGUCAUUGGCAGUGGCGGUCUUGCCAUCGGCCAGGCUGGCGAAUUCGAUUACUCAGGAUCACAAGCACUCAAGGCCCUGAAAGAAGCAGGCGUCGCCUCUGUCCUCAUCAACCCCAAUAUCGCUACUAUCCAGACCAACCACAGCCUCGCCGACGAGGUCUAUUAUUUGCCAGUCACUCCCGAGUAUGUCAGCUAUGUCAUCGAAAAGGAGAAGCCUGAUGGCAUCUUCUUGUCUUUUGGUGGACAGACUGCCCUGAACUUGGGUGUUCAGAUGCAGCGCCUAGGUCUGUUUGAAAAAUACGGCGUCAAGGUCCUUGGCACCAGCGUCCGAACUCUGGAAGUUUCCGAGGAUCGAGAUCUCUUCGCCAAGGCUCUGGAGGAGAUCAACAUUCCCAUUGCCAAGUCCAUUGCUGUUAGCACCGUUGAUGAGGCUCUCGACGCCGCCGAAAAGGUCGGCUAUCCCAUUAUUGUCCGUGCCGCCUAUGCUUUGGGUGGUUUGGGUUCUGGUUUCGCCAACAACGAGGAGGAGCUCCGCAACAUGGCUGCCCGAUCUCUGACUCUGUCGCCUCAAAUCUUGGUUGAGAAGUCGCUCAAGGGCUGGAAGGAACUCGAAUAUGAAGUCGUCCGCGAUGCCAACAACAACUGUAUCACUGUUUGCAACAUGGAAAACUUUGACCCUCUCGGUAUUCACACUGGUGACUCCAUUGUCGUGGCUCCGUCGCAAACUUUGAGCGACGAAGAAUACCACAUGCUUCGAUCUGCCGCCAUCAAGAUUGUGCGACAUCUUGGUGUCGUUGGCGAAUGCAACGUCCAAUACGCCCUCCAGCCCGAUGGUCUCGACUACCGUGUCAUUGAGGUCAACGCCCGUCUCUCUCGAUCCUCCGCCCUGGCCUCAAAAGCUACUGGUUACCCUCUGGCGUAUACUGCUGCCAAGAUUGGUCUCGGCCACAGCUUGCCUGAGCUCCCCAACGCCGUUACCAAGACCACCACCGCCAACUUCGAACCCUCUCUGGAUUACAUCGUCACCAAGAUGCCCCGAUGGGAUUUGUCCAAGUUCCAGCACGUUAAGCGUGAUAUCGGCAGUGCCAUGAAGUCGGUCGGUGAAGUCAUGGCCAUUGGCCGAACUUUUGAAGAAUCUUUCCAGAAGGCUAUCCGUAUGGUUGAUCCCCGAUUUGUCGGCUUCCAGGGCGACAAAUUUGACGACUUGGACUUUGAGCUGCAGAACCCUACCGAUCGUCGAUGGCUCGCCGUCGGCCAGGCCAUGCUGCACGAGAACUACUCUGUCGACAAGGUUCACGAUUUGACCAAGAUUGACAAGUGGUUCCUGUACAAGCUCCAGAACAUUGUCGACUGCACCCGUGAAUUCCAGCAAGUUGGUAGCCUGCAGGCCCUGAAGAAGGACCAGAUCCUCAAGGCAAAGAAACUGGGUUUCUCUGAUCGCCAAAUUGGUAUGACCGUCAACGCUACUGAGGAUGAGGUUCGCGCGUACCGAUUGAGCUUCAACAUCCGACCUUGGGUCAAGAAGAUUGACACCCUUGCCGCCGAGUUCCCUGCCGAUACCAACUACCUGUACACCACCUACAAUGGUUCUUCCCACGAUGUCACUUUCGACGACAAGGGCAAGAUUAUUCUCGGAAGCGGUGUCUACCGAAUUGGUUCCUCUGUCGAAUUCGAUUGGUGCGCCGUCGGUGCCACCCAGGCUCUCCGCCAGAUGGGUGAGAAGACUGUCAUGAUUAACUAUAACCCCGAAACGUUUUCGACCGAUUUCGAUUGCCCCGAUAGGCUCUACUUCGAAGAGCUUAGCUAUGAGCGUGUCAUGGAUAUUUACGACCUUGAGGAUGCUUCCGGUGCUGUGGUCUCGGUGGGCGGACAGCUCCCUCAGAACAUCGCCCUUCGCCUGCAGGAGACUGGAGGCGCCAGGAUUCUCGGAACUGACCCCAAGGAUAUCGACAAGGCCGAGGACCGUCAAAAGUUCUCGGAGAUUCUCGAUAGCAUCGGUGUUGACCAGCCUGCUUGGAAGGAACUCUCCUCCGUUCAGGCUGCUGAGCAAUUUGCCGAAGAAGUUGGCUACCCCGUUCUUGUCCGUCCCAGUUAUGUCCUCUCCGGUGCUGCCAUGACCGUUAUUCGAAGCAAGGAAGACCUCAAGGAGAAGCUUGAGGCCGCCAGCAACGUUUCACCUGACCAUCCUGUCGUUAUCACCAAGUUCAUCGAAGGCGCCCAGGAAAUCGAUGUCGAUGCCGUCGCUUCCAAGGGUGAACUGAUCAUCCAUGCCGUCUCCGAGCACGUUGAGCAAGCAGGUGUUCACUCCGGUGAUGCUACUCUGGUCCUCCCUCCCGCCAACCUGGACGGCGCUGUCAUGGAGCGUGUCAAGGAUAUCGCCAAGAAGGUUGCCAAGGCAUGGAACAUUACCGGUCCUUUCAACAUGCAGAUUAUCAAGGCCGACGACAGUGAAGGCGGUGAGCCCGCCCUCAAGGUUAUUGAAUGUAACCUGCGUGCUUCCCGAUCUUUCCCCUUUGUCAGCAAAGUCCUCGGGCUCAACUUCAUCGACGUCGCUACCAAGGCUCUCGUCGGAAAGGAUGUUCCCAAACCCACUGAUCUCAUGGCCGUCAAGCGCGACUACCUCGCUACCAAGGUUCCCCAGUUCUCUUGGACCCGUCUCGCUGGUGCCGACCCCUUCCUCGGCGUCGAAAUGUCUUCCACUGGUGAAAUCGCUUGCUUCGGUAAGGACCUGGUUGAAGCCUACUGGGCCUCUCUCCAGUCCACCAUGAACUUCCGCAUGCCUGAGCCUGGUGAGGGUCUCCUCUUCGGUGGCGACGUCAGCAAGACCUGGUUGACGCAGGUUGUCGACUAUGUUGCUCCCCUCGGAUAUAAGCUGUACGCUGCCGGUAACGAUGUCAAGGAAUUCAUCGAGUCCACCGCCAAGGGCAAGGUCACCGUCGAGGUCAUUGAGUUCCCCAAGGAGGACAAGCGUGCCCUUCGUGAAGUCUUCAAGAAGUACGAUAUCCGCGGUUGCUUCAACUUGGCUCUUGCUCGUGGCAAGACGACUCUCGAUGUCGACUAUGUCAUGCGCCGAAACGCCGUUGACUUUGGUGUCCCUCUGUUCAUGGAGCCUCAGACCGCCAUCCUCUUCGCCCGGUGUAUGAGCGAAAAACUGCCCCGCAAGGAGGGUAUUCCCUCCGAAGUCCGCCGCUGGUCUGACUUUAUCGGCGGCAAGCCCCUGUAA